UCUGCGUCACGCUUAAUGUGAUUGCCCGACUACUGGGAGUGGAACAUCGCUUCGUACACGCACAAGUGCAGUUCAAAUUCGAUAGCUUUCGCGAAAUGUCGCCUUAUUAUUUUUUACUUGUAUUUUGCUGUCUAAUAUCAUCUCUAUGGGCGAAAAGAGGGGGUGGAGGUUCCGGUGGCAGAUCGACCGGAAGUCAUUACCCUGCAUCUAACGGACUGUCUGGCAAUUCUUAUGUUCAUACUUACCCUCACGCUCCACAAUCUUACCCGCGUGGUACUCAGACUCAUAGCUACCCCCACACGCCGGGUUUCUCUGGGAACAGUCAUUCUCCUCACGGUACGCGACACUCAACACAGGUGAAUCAUUACCACUACUAUCCACCGCAGCAGAUAAGCUAUGGAUCGGUGCAACAUCCUGUGUUCCACGGACAUCCCCCUGUAUACGUUUACGAGUAUAGAAACUCCGGCAGUCGAUUUGAUAACCUAUUAACCGGUUUGGCUUUGUACAAUUUGGGCAGAAUGUCCGCUAAUCAACAUGACCACUAUCACAACAGGGAAUAUACGAGAAGACCAGGCGAGAUAUGCAAACUGAGUAUUUAUAAAACGAAUGGGGAAUAUGAAGAAACUCGUAUAGAUUGCAAACUAAUGUCCAGUUUUAUAUGGGACGCAGAACGCGAACAGAAGAUAAGCACUAAUGUUACUAAAACUGUAACCGUUGUCCAAAACGUGACUAAGGAUGGAAAUUCGACGGUAUCAAUUCAGAAUACUACAGUAGUUGACGCGCUCCAAGUCAAAGGGCCGUCUAUAAGUGUGACGCCAGGGAUGAGUUGUUUUAUGAUCCACGUUUCCAGGGACACUUCGAUCUUGAAAAGGAAAGUGGAUUGCGGCCUCUUGCAAGAAUACGCCACUAAGUCAUUACGAUACAACAGUGGUACAGCAAUAUCACCAAUGAUAUUAGUUUUAUCAUCAACACUUAUCUCGCUUCAGAUAUUAAAAUCACACACUAGUUUGAAUUGUAAAUAA
Molecule: messenger RNA, 1022 nt
Organism: Vanessa atalanta (red admiral)
Lineage: Eukaryota; Metazoa; Arthropoda; Insecta; Lepidoptera; Nymphalidae
Exons: 1
Coding region: 96-1022 (308 amino acids)
Source: RefSeq, a predicted model, not a curated record